Manduca sexta (tobacco hornworm) is the source of this 365-nucleotide messenger RNA. RefSeq lists its product as uncharacterized. Gene Ontology annotation, cellular component: nucleus. The annotation marks the transcript as partial. Gene Ontology annotation, molecular function: zinc ion binding. Lineage: Eukaryota; Metazoa; Arthropoda; Insecta; Lepidoptera; Sphingidae. The record is from RefSeq and is a predicted model, not a curated record. The transcript has 4 exons.
UUGGUGUCUUCACCUGAAGUUUUCAAGUAUUGCACCUCUUUGGAGAUUUCAGAGAAUGACAAUCUGCCAAAACAACUGUGCCUGUUGUGUUUAGAGUUAUUGAACAAGUUCUACAGUUUCAAACAAGUUGUUUUGAAGUCUCAUGAGGUUUUGCAACAACAUGUCUAUGAUGAAGGAAAAGUCAAGAUAGAAAAUGAGAUUGUGGACUGUGAAACAACCACUAUACCUGAGGGAGUGUCACUGCAGGAUCUAGAAGUGGUGACUGAUGCAAAUAUUAUAUUAACAGCAGAUGAGAAUUUACAGCAGUAUUCAAUAAUCAAAAAAGACGAAAACAAGCUGAACCCAUAAAACUAAAAUACGAGCGC